UAUUGUUGUUAAGAUUCUACUCGUAUCGGGCUUCCAAUCAGAAACUAUGCUUACGUCCAGCUAAUCAAUAUCAAAACACUGAGGCCAGGCUAGAAGCGGGAACGUGCCUGCAGUAAGGCACACAAGAGACUGGUGCUGUUCAGUUGAACGUUUUGAAUACAAAUCCACAUGGGGGACAUGAAGACAAGUGUAGCAGGGAGUUAAUCUAAUCAUACCAGAGGACCUGGGCUGGAGCAAAUCCUUGAUUACAUUCUGGAUUGGCGACUCAGACUAAUAAGACAGGAGGCCUCGGGCAGAGUGAAGGGACUGUACGAGCCAGACCGUCACAGCAGCACACUGGGAAGGUAAGGAAGGGUGUUACAAUGUUUCAAAGCCAGGGAUGAAGCCGGUUUUCCCUGCACGGGCUGACAGAAGGAUGGUGGCAUCGUACCCCAACAGAUAGCCGUCGUCAUGGGCAACAAGGUGAGUAGUCGACACAGCGUCCAGGCGCCGUCCCGCACCCAGAGCCAGGCCAGUCUGCCACGCCGGCCGGCCAGCUGUGGGAGUCUGUACAGCAGCACCGACAGCCUCCACAGGAAAUGGCUCCGGGCCUCUCGCCGCCGACGCAAGCACUCCACGCUCACCAACGAGUACAGGUUGGCACGGACAUCAUGGCCAGUGCCCCAGCUCGAGGCACUGUUCCUUCCAGAGUACGGAAUAAAGCAGGGCGUAACAGAGCGCGACUUUGACGUGAUCGGCAUCAUUGCUAAAGGAGCGUUCGGAGAGGUCUUAAAAGUCGAAAAGCGCGACUGUAAGAAAGUGUACGCCAUGAAGCUGAUGCCAAAGUCGGAGGUCAUGCGGUACAACGCUGUCCAGCAGGUGAAAGACGAGGCCAGUAUCCAGACCCUUCUUGGACACCACCCGUUUGUGGUACAGGUGUACUACUGUUGGCAGACGCGUAAGGACCUCUUCCUCGUGGCUGACUACAUUCCUCACGGCGACCUCUUCACCAUCUGGACCCUGGAGGCGCCGAUGCAGGAACCCGUCGUUCAGAUCUUCGCGGCGGAGAUCUCCCUGGGUCUGGACUUCCUCCACAGUGCAGGGGUCAUCUACCGCGACCUCAAGAUGGAGAACAUCCUCCUGGACGACAAGCGCCACGUGCGCCUCGGAGACUUCGGGCUGUCCAAGUGGCUGACGCUGGGCAGUUUCACCAGGACCAUCUGCGGCACCAUGCAGUAUAUGGCUCCGGAGAUACUCAAGGGCCAGCCCUACACACACGCCUGUGACUGGUACUCCUUCGGAGUGCUCAUCUAUACCCUGUUGUCAGGUAGGUACCCCGUCGAGGCAGCUCCUGACCACACGGCUAUGGCCGAGCGUGUGGCCGGAUUCUACUUCAACCCCAUCCGAGAACUGUCCUCCCCUGCCAACUGCCUGGUCUCCAAACUCAUGCAGAAGGACCCCAAACAGAGACUUCAGACCCUGGAGAGUCUCGAGGAAGAACUGUUCUUCCAGGAGUUGUCGUUUGAAGACGUCUUGGCCAGGAGGUACGCGCCGAGGCUCAUCGACAAAAACGAGGCGGAGGAUUCCCCCGCCAUGACGAGGAUAGCGGCUGAAAAGAAAAGGCACUCGAAAAAGUAUCAAAUGGACGACCUGAUGUUCCAUGACUUUGAUUGGUCGGAUGUGAAUGAGCUCAUCGAUGGGCUGGCAUUUUCAAAGUGAUGAUUAAAAAGAUCAUCCUGCCACCCCCUCAAUUUAGAAUGGAACAGUCCAUGUGCAGAGCAAGAACAAACAUUUGUAUAUGAAGGUAGAUUGGUAAAUACAUGUAAUUCUCAUUGAAACUUUCUUAUAGCCGCAGGAUAGCUUUCUAUCAAGUGCAAAAGUCCAGAUACAUUUGUAUUACAAAAAUUGGAAGCUUCAUCAUUUUUAUAGCUUUGUAAAAACCAAAGGCCCAAUGGUCAAAACUAUACACUGAGCUUUUGACCGGAUUUUGUUGUUGUUGUUGUUUUCAACAAAGAGCUGUGGAACAAACUUGAAAAAGCAUUAUGCCAGGGGCUAUGCUUUUCUUGAGACCUGCUUUUGAGUUGCCAAAGUUUUUGGUUGGUAGAUUGUUCUCACUUCCCUGGAAGGCUGACAUUGCAUUUGUGUUUACAUUGCUGAGUUGAUAGAGAAACUCUGCUAGUAUUUGUCAUAGAAUUUGGAUUGAGUCUUCAUUCACUGCUGUUAUUUUUUUACUUUUUGAGCCUUAGUCCUCAGUUGUUGCAUUAUAGGUGUGAAGACUACUUAGAUACUAGUGGAAAAGGAUUGCAUGAAUGUCAAAAGAAAGCUAGUGGCUUAUAUCAAGGCUAAUCUGUAAUGUCAAGGGGCAGUUCUACCACUUGGCAAAUCCAGAUUCAAAAGAUUUUGAUUGUGAAGUGUGAAAGUUACAAUAUCUCCUGCAUGCAAACAGAAGUUGUGUGACCUUAAGUAAUAAUCAUGGAGGUCUGUUAAACUGUAGGGUUAGUCUGACUAGUGUUUUUUUUUAGAUCAUGAUGAACAAAAAUGUUUGUCAAAUUGCAAAGCUUUAUUUCAAAUGUCUGAAAUUUUUUUUUAAAGUGAAGUGAAGGUGGAAAGAAAAACAGCAAACACCCCUCUUGCCUGGCAUCAAAUUACGCAUCUUUGUGAAAAAGUAGGAUCUUGUAGCUUUGUUUACGGAAGAGAUUGAAGCAAUACUGGGCUUCCUACCAGGGUUCUCAGUCAUUUGAAUUUUGCAAGUUUGAAAAAAGAAGAUACUAUUGAAGUUGAUGAGCAGGAGAUAAAAACAUUGUAGACACCACUUGUAUCGUUGAGCGCUUGUAAAAAAAAAACUGCCAGUAUUAUAAGAAAUAUUAGAAAACAUUUCUCAAGGCUUUGUCAUGUUGGAAAUAUAUAAGAAAAGUGUGCGCUUAUUGUUGCAUAUGUUGCAUUGGCAACAUUUUAGUAUAUUUUGCAUAGCACAAAUUUUAUUUUGCAUGCUGACGACUCAUUCUUGUGAAUUGGAUUCAUAGUUUAAAGUGCCAUGUUCAUAAUCAAGAGAUAUUGAAAUGUCAUAAGAUAUAUUUGUUUCAGCAGAAUGCAUUAGCUUGUCAGUCAGAUGAUAUUUUUCUCUCAUGUUCAUUUCUUCUCCACUCUCAUAGGUUGCACUUCUCCAAUGUAGUGCUAGGUGGAGCACAUGAAAGGACCAUAAAAUUGUUGUGUGACCAAAUGUGUUACUUUGCUAACUUUUUUUAGGAGAUUUCUGCCAAAUAGUCCUUGCCAAGUACCUGAUGGGUAUUUGAUAAUAUUUGAGAAGAGCUGCUUUAUUGUUGUAUUGUGUAUGUCUCAGUAGAGAUUUAUCUAUAUGUUUAGUUCUAAAGAUGCUGAGCUUUAUAUUGUUGUCAGAUUUUCAUAUAUAUUUUAGCCUCUAGCUCAGGCUAGUUUCUUGUCAUUCCUUGUCAUUGUCAAAUUGAGAACUAGAUUCUUUGAUUUCUUGCAUCUGUAAAUAUAGAAGUUGUUUGCAGAAAGCUUGUACUUCUCAUGACAAUCUUUCACACUGCAUGUUUUGCUCCUUUUUUGAAGUCAAAGCUUGUUAAAUGUUGCACUUUUUAGUAGAAGAAGUGGCAUAACAAACAAUCAUGUACACAUACCAGGAUAUGUUUACUUACCAUUCCAGCUUAGAAUUUCAUCUGGCCAUGUUUUAGGAUUGAUUAUGUUGUGUGCAGGUCGCCAUGAUGUACCCAGAGUGUCAGACCGACAGGUACUCUCCAAGCAGAUGUUGAUGGGGAAAAUCAUGAACUUUUCCUUAUAAUACCUGGUAUGUCGUCUUUUUCUGUCAGCCCACAAUGCCAACACCACACAGAUUUGUGUACUAUUUUACCUUAAACAGAUCACCACAACACCCCCCUGGA
Messenger RNA from Branchiostoma floridae (Florida lancelet), 3881 nucleotides. Its product is annotated as ribosomal protein S6 kinase-related protein-like. Lineage: Eukaryota; Metazoa; Chordata; Leptocardii; Amphioxiformes; Branchiostomatidae. Bases 451 to 1698 code for a protein of 415 amino acids. Gene Ontology annotation, biological process: protein phosphorylation. Gene Ontology annotation, molecular function: ATP binding; protein serine/threonine kinase activity. The transcript has 8 exons. The record is from RefSeq and is a predicted model, not a curated record.